Schizosaccharomyces octosporus yFS286 is the source of this 1759-nucleotide messenger RNA. Its product is annotated as WD repeat protein Swd3. Gene Ontology annotation, molecular function: protein binding. The transcript has a single exon. Lineage: Eukaryota; Fungi; Ascomycota; Schizosaccharomycetes; Schizosaccharomycetales; Schizosaccharomycetaceae. The record is from RefSeq and is a predicted model, not a curated record. The coding region runs from base 324 to 1634 and encodes 436 amino acids.
GUAAAAUACAAUAGGAUUUUUUGGAAGUUGAUCAGUUUCGACCGGCGUCGACCUACGAAUUUAGCUUUCUCUCAUUUAGCUGGGAACAUUCACAUACUUCGUUUUUUCUCAUUCUACUUGUAUGGUUAUUCUUUUCUUUUAAUUAAAUGGUCAUUUAAAAUUUAUAAUUCUUUCGUUUAAAUGAAUCUUUGGUAAAAACUGAGUUAGUUUUAUCGUAACCGGUUUGAGGAAGAUCCUCUUUUUAAACACUCUUUCUUUACUAAUUCAUUCACAAUAAUCAAAUUCUAAAAAACAAAGUCAAAGUGCAUGCUUCAAAAAGCAGCAUGGAGUUGAACUUACAUCCCAAGCGUGAGAUUAUGAGCGAUACGAAGAAUGAAGAAGACUUUGAGGAUGUUGCACAUUCCAAGAGGGAUAAAAAUUUUCAUGCGAGUGAUGGUUUUGUUGAAUACUGUACAUUAACAGGUCAUACAAAAGGUGUCACAAGCAUAGCAGUUUCUCCGGAUAAACGCUGGAUCGCAACCGCAUCUGCUGAUGCAACUAUAAAACUUUGGAAUACUUCAACUUUUCGAUUGGAAUGUACAUUAUUUGGUCAUAACAGAGGUAUUUCAGAAAUACGGUGGGCUAGUGGAGGCAGGUACCUUGCUAGUGCAUCGGACGAUAAAACAGUGCGUAUUUGGGACACAGAAACCCGAUCUAGCGUUCGCUGCUUGCAGGGUCAUACUAGUUUUGUCUCUUCAGUCGACUUUAAUCCAAUGGGUACAUUAUUAGUUUCCGGGUCUUGGGAUGAGACAGUGCGAAUAUGGAGUGCACAGGACGGCCGAUGCAUUCGCAUGUUACCAGCACAUUCUGAGCCUAUUAUAUCUGUCUCAAUUUCGCCCGAUGGAACCCUUUGUGCAUCAGCUAGCUAUGAUGGUAUGGCCCGAAUAUGGGAUGUCAUGAGCGGUCAGUGUCUUAAAACGCUUGUGGAGCCAAUAAAUGUUCCUCUGUCAAGUAUAAAAUUUAGUCCUAACGGGCAAUACUUGAUCGUUGCCAACUUAAAUUCACAGAUGCGCCUUUGGGAUUAUCGCAGCAAUCGCGUAGUUCAUUUAUACGAUCACCAUAAAAAUAAUCAUUUCUCUAUGUCUUGGGAUUUCUAUCUAUCUAGGUAUUUCCCCUGGAAUUUGAGCCAUGACGAAGAGUAUCAUAUGAAGACUGAAAUGUCAGCGUAUGAAGACGUUUAUCUUCUUAUUCCAAGUGAAGAUGGUCGCGUUUACAUCACAGACCCUUCUACAAAGGCUGUAGUUGAUAAUUCAAUUCAACACUCUGAUGCGACAAAUGUUUCUCUAUUGCAGGUUACUUCCUUAGGACCGUUCAUUGUGUCUGCAGGGACAGAUCCCUAUGUCAGGGUUUGGGCACCUGAAAAGCUUUUUACGGAGGCAAUUAAUAAGGAAAAAGGAGAAAGAGAUGACAAAGUACAAGAAGAAACGUUGCCUUUACGAUCGGAGAAUCCUGCCCUUUUACCAAUGGAGGAAGACCGAGACCAGGAAGUUAUAACACAAGAUUCCCAAAAAUUUUUAAUAAACCAGGAACAAAAAUCCGGUGAUUCUUCUUCCACUGAAAGCAUACCAGAUCCAAGGAGUAUGGAUGUAUCCUAAAAACUGGAAAUCAAUGUUAAUAUAGAGGGUUUCCAUUAUUUUUACAUAUCAUGACAUUUUCAUUGUAAAUAACGCGCAACUUUAGCAUCUAGAGGGCCAGGGAUUGCAAUAAUAAGAGCUUCCAU